AUGAGAAGGCCAGGAGAAGGGAUAGAAGAGAGGAACGACUAUAUCAUGUUUCACAAAGGAGAACACACCGGACAAAAAGGAGUAGGUUUCCUUAUCAAAUCUAAACUGAAGAAGAACAUUAUGGAAUUUGAAGGAGUUUCUGACAGAAUUGCUGUAGUUCAUUUAAAAUUUCCAGGGUACAAGAAAAACUGGGCUAUCUUUCAAAUAUACGCCCCAACAGAACAAGCGGGGAAAUCAGAAAUAGAAUAUUUCUAUGAGAGUAUCUCAGAAACAAUAAGACCGCAUUACAACAACAACAUAAUUAUCAUGGGCGACUUUAACGCACAGGUUGGAGAAAGGCAAACUGGAGAAGAAUCCUCAAUCGGGAAGUUUGGGCAUGGCAAAAGAAGCCAAAAUGGACAGAAAUUAGUAGAAUUCAUGAUGGAAAAUAACGUUAUUUUAAUGAACUCAUGUUUUAACAAAAAAACUAAAAGCAAAUGGACGUGGUCCUCCCCAGGCGCAAAAUUCAAAACUGAAAUUGACUUUAUUAUAACCAACAAAGCAAGUGCGUUCACAGAUACCAACAUAGUUAAAAACCUCAACUUUAACACAGACCACCGUAUGGUAAGAAGCUGCCUAAACAUAAACCAACCCAAAAUAUCCAGGAAAAACCUAGUAAACAAUAAUAAGCUGUAUCAAAUAUCAGAACGCAAUCAUUCUACUAAUUCCCGCACAACAGAAUCACUCAAUGAAAUUAUUACUUCCGACGCAGAAACUGGGAUUAAAUACAGGAGGCUACAAAACAAAUUCAAAGAUAUGCUAGUCAGCAAACCCAGAAGCAAAGAAAGCUAUUUAAGUAAAAAGACACUAGAACUAUUAGACGAAAGAAGAACACUAAUAUCAAAUAAAGAGGACAAAGAAAGACGCCAAAAAAUUGCAACCCUUAGCAAGGAAAUUAAGGAGAAUAUGAGGAAAGACCGAAAGGAAGAAAGAAAUAGAGUUUUGGAAGAAAAUAUAAAAAGAACAGGAGGAACAAAAAAGGCUAUGAAACAAUUAAGCGAACAUGGAAAAGAAUGGAUAGCGAAACUAAAGCAACGCGAAUCCUACUCAACUAAUCGACUCUCAAUACAGAAACUAGCUACGGACUAUUACCGCCUAUUGUACUCAGAUAAAUUCGAUUCAGGGAUGGCCACAAUUCCGGAAGUAAACGAAGUAAAAGAAAACAAAGUAGAUGAAGUGCCAGAAAUACUUACAUCAGAGGUAAUCAAGGCAAUAAAAUCCCAAAAACUCAAGAAAGCCCCAGGACCGGACAAGAUACCUAAUGAAAUGCUCAAGGGAUCCUUGAAGGAAAUCAGUCCUGUUCUGGCAAAACUUUUCAAUAAAAUCUUACAAACAAGGCAAAUUCCAGAAGAAUGGACCGAGUGUCACAUAAUUCUACUACAUAAUAAAGGUCAUAGAGACGAGAUUGGGAACUAUAGGCCGAUUUCUCUUAUAUCAAACAUAUAUAAAGUACGAGUAUUUGCUAAAAGCCUAGCAAAUAUAAGUAGAGAAGUUGGUCUGGAAAUCAAUGCCAGUAAAACAAAAUUAAUGUCAAACUCAAGGGAAAUAGAUGUUAUGGUAGAUGGCAACAAGAUCGAAUAUGUCAAAGAAUAUAUUUACUUAGGACAGAUAAUAUCUCCUUCAGAUGAAAUGACAAAGGAAAUAAACAGGCGAAUAGCCCAAGGAUGGAGAAAAUACUGGUCACUGAAGGAAAUAGUGAAAAGUAAGGAUCUAGGAAAUCACAUAAAAAAGAAAACAUUCGAGACCUGUAUUCUACCAGUUCUUACUUAUGGCUGUGAAACUUGGUCAACAACACUUUACCAUAGGGAAAGGCUAACAAAAUGCCAACGUGCCAUGGAAAGAAGCAUGCUAGGGUUAAAAAUCAAAGACAGAGUCAGGAACGACGACAUUAGAACAAGAACAAAACUCACAGACAUUCUUACCCGGAUAAACGUCCAAAAAUGGAGAUGGGCUGGACAUUUGCUACGCCACCCCAUUAACAAAUGGAGCAAGCAAGUCACUCUCUGGCAACCAAGAGACGGCAAAAGAGGCAAGGGUCGUCAAGUCAGGAGAUGGGAAGACGACUUGAAACAGACAGCGGGACCAUUCUGGUUGAGAGUAGCAAGGGACAGGAACCAUUGGAAGAAAUUGGAGGAGGCCUAUGCCAAAAGGCACACCGAACUUAGGGACCUCUUGUAA
This is a messenger RNA of Parnassius mnemosyne (clouded apollo), 2217 nucleotides long. NCBI's taxonomy places the organism in Eukaryota, Metazoa, Arthropoda, Insecta, Lepidoptera, Papilionidae. The record is from the annotation of a GenBank genome assembly.